Messenger RNA from Leucoraja erinaceus (little skate), 2145 nucleotides. RefSeq names its product zinc finger protein 420-like. The transcript has 2 exons. Gene Ontology annotation, biological process: negative regulation of transcription by RNA polymerase II; regulation of cytokine production; regulation of immune system process. Bases 338 to 1951 code for a protein of 537 amino acids. Lineage: Eukaryota; Metazoa; Chordata; Chondrichthyes; Rajiformes; Rajidae. The record is from RefSeq and is a predicted model, not a curated record.
UGUAAGUUUUCUACAAAGCAAAUAUUUUACUGAUAACAGAUAAUGGGUUGUUGAUGUUUCCAAGGAAGAAAUCACAGGACCCAAUUACAUUGCGUGUAGGAAGGAACAGCAGAUACUGGUUUACACCGAAGAUAGACACAAAAUGUUGGAGUAACUCAACGGGUCAGGCAGCAUCUCUGGAGAAAAGGAAUGGGUUGAGACCCUGCAUCAGACUCAGAAAAGAAACAGAUGAUAUUUCGGGUCGAAACCAUCCUUCAGACAUUAGACAGGGACUUUACUACUUUUGUGGCUGGGAGUGAUUUAAAUCCUCUUGUUCGGUCACUGUUCCCUUACACCAAUGAAACCGUUCCCAUGUUCUGACUGUGGAAAGAACUUCAAGCAAUCAAGUGAUCUCAUAAAACACAAGCGGGUUCACACAGGGGAGAAGCCGUUCACCUGCUCCGAGUGCGGGAAGGGGUUUACUCAGUCGUCCUCUCUGCUGACGCACCAGCGGGUCCACAGGGGGGACAGACUGUUCACCUGCUCCGAGUGCGGGAAGAGGUUCAGUCGAUCAUCGUCCUUGCUAACCCACCAGAGGGUCCACACUGGGGAGAGGCCGUUCACCUGCCCCGACUGCGGGAAGGGAUUCACUGAGUCAUCCAGCCUGUUGAGGCACCAGCGGGUCCACACUGGGGAGAGGCCGUUCACCUGCUCCGAGUGCGGGAGGAGGUUCAGUCGGUCAUCGUCCUUGCAGACGCACCAGCAGGUCCACACUGGGGAGAGGCCGUUCACCUGCUCCGAGUGUGGGAAGCGGUUCACCCGCUCUUCCAGCCUCAUCACGCACCGGCUGAUCCACGCCAGCGAGAGGCUGUUCGCCUGCCCCGAGUGUGCAAAGCGGUUCUCUCAGUCGUCCCGGCUGGCGGCUCACCUGCGAGUCCACACCGGCCACAGGCAGUUCAUCUGCCCAGAGUGUGGCAACGGGUUCGACCAGUCAUCCCACCUGGUGGCCCACCAGCGCAUCCACACCGGGGAGAAGCCAUUCAUCUGUGCCAAGUGCGGCAAGAGAUUUGCGUGGUCCUCCAGCCUGAGGAGGCACCAGCGGGUCCACACCGGGGAAAAGCCCUUCACCUGCUCCGAAUGCGGGAAGGCGUUUUCCCAGUCUUCCGACCGACUCAUGCACCAACGUAAGCAAGUCCACGCUGUGGAGAGGCCGUUUACCUGCACCGUGUGUGGGAAGGGGUUCGCUCAGUCGUCCGGUCUGGUGAAACACCAGCGAUAUCACUCUGCGGAGACCCCCUUCAUCUGCCCGCAAUGUGGGCAGGAAUUCACUCGGUCAUCCAGCCUGAUGAGGCACCAGGAGGUCCACACCGGGGAGAGGCCGUACACCUGCACCGAAUGCGGGAGGGGCUUCACCCGCUCCUCCAGCCUGAUGAGGCACCAGCUGGUCCACACCGGGGAGAGACCCUUCACCUGUUUUGAGUGCGGGAGGGGAUUCACUCGCUCCUCCAGCCUGAUGAGGCACCAGCAGGUCCACACUGAGGAGGGACCCUUCAUCUGCACCGACUGCGGGAAGGGCUUCAGCCGGUCGGCCAACCUGCUGACCCACCAGCGGGUCCACACUGGUGAAAAACUGUUCAUCUGCACCGAGUGCGGGAAGGGCUUCACCCAGUCGUCCAACCUGCUGACGCACCAGCACAUCCACACCGGGGAGAGGCCGUUCACCUGCUCCGAGUGCGGGAAGGGAUUCACCCGCUCGUCGGACCUGAUCAUACACCAGCGGAUCCACACCGGGGAGAGGCCGUUCACCUGCACCGAGUGCGGCAAGGGCUUCACCCAGUCGUCCAACCUGCUGAGGCACCAGCGGGUCCACACCGGGGAGAGGCCGUUCACCUGCGGCGAAUGCGGGAGAGAGUUCACCCGGUCCUCCCAUCUACUGAGACACAGACGAGUGCACGCUGAAGGGAAUGUUUAACCAUUAGCCGAGACACCAGUGAAUGACUGCCAGUGUUUGAUUCUGCCAUUACUGCCUCUGUUCAUCACACCCAGGACUGAUUCUUGGUCACUGGGCACAGUCGGGGUCUGUUUAUGCUGAUAUUAAUCGCCCCUGUAACUGGGCUGGAGUUUAAUGUUCUGCAUCUGUCACAUAUAAAUCUUUUAUGGUUGAAA